Molecule: messenger RNA, 3265 nt
Organism: Lates calcarifer (barramundi perch)
Lineage: Eukaryota; Metazoa; Chordata; Actinopteri; Centropomidae
Exons: 5
Coding region: 500-3265 (921 amino acids)
Cellular component (GO): membrane
Molecular function (GO): calcium ion binding
Source: RefSeq, a predicted model, not a curated record
UUAGUAUGCUAACAAGCUAAAGCUGGCAGCAUGUCUGUUGACUCUUGUUUUACUGUGAUUGUUGAUAGUCAUGAAUAUUUAAUGAAUAUCAAGAUGUGAAGCAGCUUUAAAGUGAAGUGCACACAUCAGUCACAGUCUCCUGAUCUGAUGCAGCAGCAGACUGAGGUGAACUCGUCACUGAUGUCGUCUCUGGUAGCGCCGCAGGUUUCCUAGUAACCACUACUGACUUGUAACUGGACCUCCAGCAGAGAACCUGCUGUGGGGAUCAGGUUCUGCCCGCCUGUAAACACACACUGUUGGUUGGCAAUGCUUCAUUGUACAAUGUUUAUGUGAAGGUGUAACAUCACUGCCUUGUUUCAUGCAGUCUGUAAUAAUGUUUAAACUCCUGGGUGUAUUCUUUGGUGAGCAGCAGCAGAAAGGACACAGACAUCACCGAUGAAGGAGGAGGAAACACAGUGUGUUGUUCAUAUGACUUUUGUGAUUGGCAGCUGAGUGGGCGAUGGAUGACCUCUCUUAUCCAUUUAACCAGAAAACCCUGGACUUCUACUUCAGGCUGCUGCUGCUGCUGAGGAAUGUGAUGCACAGCCAGAGCUUCAUGCAGCAUUGUCCUGUGAGGACAGCAGGUUCUGGGUUUCCUAACUUCACAUCUGAGGCAGGAUCACCUUUCUCCUUUAAACUCCCGCUUCCUGCAACACUGGGACACACGCAGCACUAUCAGUUAUCCCUGGUUGAUGGAGACGGCACUUUGCCUCACUGGAUGGUGUUUGGGCAACAAAGUCGCUCUCUAUCCGGCCUGGCUCUGACUGAGGAUUGUGGGAUUUACCACCUCACAGUGUCUGUCACUGGAGAGAAGUGUGCUGCCUUCUUUUACCUGAACAUCCUAAACAAAACGCUGACUGACAAGGACCCAGCAAGAGAGUCUUUGUCCUGCUCUGAGGGGGAGAUGACCAUCUGGGCUAACCUUGUCCUUCAGCUGAACCCUGUGACUCUUGACGCCAGCCAGCGUCUCCGUCUGGUCAGCACCAUGGCGGACUACCUCCACCUACCAAUGGGCUCUGUCUGCCUGUUGUCCAGUCAACAACAGAAGCUCAGGGUUUGUAGGCAGGGUGGGCUUUCUGAGAAACCAGACGUUUCAGAUGUUGCUGAGCUUCUGUGGCCUGUUGGCUGUCAAGCAGAGGAACGACAGUCUGAUUUAGCCAGGGUGCUGGAACACAGCGUGAAGGCAGGAGGGUUGGCGAGGCUGCUGGAAGCUCCUGUGUCGGGAUGGAGGAUGCUUUGUGCACCUGGAGGGCUCCGACAGAAAGUUAAGAGAGACUUGCAAAGGCCAAAAUUUGCACCUGCUCCUAAUGUGAAACUUGACCAUUCGCUCGCGUAUUCUCUUCCUUUAAAACUGGAACCAAGUUUGUCAACCAUUUCAUGGCAGAGGAACCUCAAGGACGCGAAACUGGAGCCAGUACAUGCAGAGGAUUCAACAGACCAACAGUCACCCAGGGAGCAUGUUUUUAAGACGCUAACGCAGCGCUCAGACAUAGAUAAAGAAACAAAUCACACACAGGAAGUACACUCAGCCUCAACCUCCCUUCUCUUGUUCGAGCAGACAGGUUUUCACCCGAACAGCGAGGACCAGUCGGUCUGCGUGGACUCCAUCUGCAGUCAUCUAAACUGGUAUUCAUUUUGCAAUUCUCAGGAACUUCUAAAGCAAACUGGGCUUUCUGCCACAAAAAUAAAACCUGUUGUUGAGGGAAACGGCUGCAGGGAGCAGGUAUCACAUGUUUCUGAAGCUUUCUGGACCACAGAAUUAUUUUCUUCUCUGUUCUUGCCUGAACAUGAAUCAACAGUCAGACAUUUUUUGGGGGAACCUUCAGUUUUCCCAACAUUGCUACCAUCGCCCACACCGCACAGUGUUUACCCCUCACAGCCACUGACCCCAGCCUCUUACAGUGUCGCUUCCACGCUGACACAUGAGGCCGGCGACGGGGAAUCGCACGCCACUCGUCUGACCCUCCGACCUCAUCUGAAGGAGACCUCCCUCUGGACUGAGCAUUACAGAGCCAACCACACUGACUCAGAGAGGCAGCCCACAGUGAGCUCACAGGGUCACGUCAUCUUUAGCCAAGAGCCUCCAGAGGAACCAUCUGUUUCUCAUCCACCUCUAACAGAGAAUUAUAAUGACAUCCUGCUACUGAACUCCAGAUUGAAGCCGAUACAGUCACCUCCAUCAUCAAACAGAAUACUGACCACUCAGCUGUUUCCAGAUGUCUCACCAACCUCAUAUUUAACGGCCGAGCAAUUAUCAAUAUCUCCGCAAACUGGGACAAUCCAGCAUCUGUCCCCGGCUCCAUCUGGAGUGAAUCAGGAUGUGAUGUCUCAGCUUAAUGCAACAACUCAGGGCGAGUCAUCGACCGCGCUGACGGGUCAGCUGACGCUGUCUGGACAAACUGAAUUGGAGUCUUCGCUCUCGUCGUUCGUGUUGGAGCCCUCGGUGAUGACGCCAGCCUUACCCUCUGAGUUUGGCCUUUACAGUGGACAGCGUGAGACGCUGAAUAUCACAAAUCCAGAGUUUAGUGACGAGUUCCUGAAAGCAUCAUCGUCUUUCAUCUCACUCUCUUUGCUUCCUGAUAUCUGCGCCUCCUCUUUGCACCAGACUCUUGGAAGCAAAGCAGCGAUGGACUUUUGUUCUGAUCGAAAUGAACAAACACAGACGUUGAUUUCAGGUGUUUCACUGACGUCAGUGUUACCUGUGGAAAUCCCUUCUUCAAUUAAAACUCCCCAAAUCAUUUCAGUUCCAUUAACUAUGUUCAAGGACCAAACAUCUGUCAAAUCAGCUCAUGAGAGUUCACCGUUCAUUCCAUCAGUGCAACAAACCCUCGUCCGUGAAACUGAUAAUUCUUCCUAUUUAUUCUCAGUCCCUGGAAACACAACAGUUAAACUAGGCCAAACUGUGACUUAUCCACUUCUACUUUCAGUAUCUAAGACCACUGAUCCAGUGUCUGACAGCCAUUUUGAUCCAACUGCUCCCUCUACUGCUCAGCAGCCACACACUACAUCUCCUGUUCAUCUGAUUCAGAGUCUGGAGCCUUUGUUCCCACUGUGUGGCCAAUCUAUGGCAAAGGAUCACGUGUUUGUCAGCGGGUGCACCCCACCGAUUAAAAGCACCUACGUCGAGAACACACUGGAGGAUGUUCUCACCUUUCUGACGAGUUACUCAGGUGAUGAGAGGCACUGGACGACCACAUUUACUGUCAUCGCUUUAGCAAAUGACUAA